UAGAGAAGCGUUGAGGAAACGGGUGCUUGCGUACUAACAGCGCAUGUUAGCCUAAAAAAAAAAAAUCUAACAACAUUAUUUUACAUUUAUUUCGCAACGCUACAGGAAGCAUAUAACUCUAAUGGAGGUUAUCGGGUCAAUAGAGAAAAUAAACGAGCCGAGCCUAGCCCUGACAUCUCUUCGCCUCCUGGUGCCCCCACUGCAGCUUCUGUCUGCGGCUAUGUGGCAGCUGGCGAAGCAGAAAGAUGUGAUGAAUUAUGAGAAGCUUCAGGAGUUUGUGUCCAUGGUGACAGAGGCAUUCCCUGGACUGAUCAACCACAGACAGAGAGCCCAACUCAUUCUGGGUCUAAAAGCAAGGUUGAUUCUGGAGCUUUGCAAAGGCUCGGCUCGCGGUUCUGUUGAUUCUCAAGUCGUCCAGAGCUAUUUGGAUAGACUCCCAAUAGCCUCUGCAAACACAGAUUACAGGGAUGCAGAGGUGAGAACGACAGAGUCCACUUUCAUUGCACUUGUUCAGAGCCUGCUGAAAGAUCCAGUUGAGAGAGCCUAUUUCUACCAGGAGGUGUUCCCAGUGGAAUAUGGGCCACAGUUUGAUGCUGCUUUGCACGUGUUAUUGUGGGAGCUGCUCUCAAAACUGGAAAAGCUGCUUCCAAUACCAGACUUAAAACAGACUGCGGCCUGGCUCGGCUCUGCUCCUUCUGCGUGGGAGGAAUGUGUUCAGUCCUCACCUGAAGACCUGAGCUUAAUCUUCCAACACUACAAAAGUUCAGGACUACUGAAAAUGCCAUGUGGCCCUUCAUCCACCGUCGGGAGCUGCAUCAUGUCUGCUUUAUCCAUUCCUACCUCGCAAAAAACCAACAUCUCUGUCGGACUGGAAUCCAUCCACAAUUAUGCUAAUGCGCUAAACCCCGUCACUUUUGUUGGAACGGAGCAGUACAGCGUCGUGGCCGUCUACACCGAAGUCGGAGCGUCGGAAGUAGAUCGAGAACUGAUCGAGUCAGCCGAAGUGCAACUUCAGACUGAUUUCUAUGAAGAGGAGAUAGUUAGCGUCGAUAACGCCGGCUGUGAGGAGGCUACCAGCCUGAGGGCAGAAGAUACGAGUGAAACUGUGGAUGUGGCUAAAGCUCUGGAGACUCUGACAAAAACCUUUGCACUAAGGAAGGAGAGCCUCGGUCAAGAUGUCCCGACAGGAAAGAGCAAUGAUUUGGCCCUUAAUGGUGAGCUUGGAAAUGGACCCGAUGAAGGAAAAACACACAACGGACAAGAAACAAGCGAGCCAACGGAUGAGAAACGAGGAAACGUCGAAGAGGUGAAGAAGGAUUUCCGACCUGAAGGCGCAGAGAGCAAUAUGGACCCUUGGGCCGAUUCAAAGGGUGAUCAGGAAUCCUUUUCUGUCCAUGAAGACAUGACAGAUGUCCCCAAUGAGGAUCCGGUCUCUGAAACUCAACAGUCUCCCAGUUUGGAUAAUGUGCGCCGAUCCACUCGUCUACAAAUGAAGACCCCCCCCAGUUGGCAGGAGACGUGUCAAAUCCAGAUGUCAUCCAGAGAAAGUAGUGAAGAACCAAAAAUGAGCAAAGGUGCUGGAUCCGUUGCCCCCUCGGUUAUAGCCAUCAAAGGAAUGGACAAAGGUGACUUGGAUGACAUGACCUCCAUCAUCUUCACCUGCUCCCAGUGUCCCUUCCACAACUCGGACAAGAACAGCCCACCCCACUUCCACAUGCAGAGCGUUCGCACCGAAGUGUACAGUCCUCUCUCAGGAGCCAAAUUUGCACCGUCUCCUUCCAGCACGGAUGAGAUCUUUACGUCCAUUAAACUGUUCCCCAAAAGAAACAUAGAGGAGAGCAACGCAGAACAGUCACAGAGCAGACAGAAGGCCCUCGCAUGUGAAACGUGCGGUAAGACGUUCACCCGGUCGUCGGACGUGAGGAGACACCAGCUCACCCACACCGGGGAGAGGCCGUUUCAUUGCUCGCAGUGUGACCGGACCUUCCAGCACUCGUGGGAUCUGGCCAAACAUGAGAGCAAACAUCACGGCGUGGCCAUUUCUUUCUCCUGCGAGCUGUGCGGGAGCUCCUUCGCUAACCUCCGCGCGCUCACCGUCCACCAUAAGAAGUCCCACUCAGAGGAGAGCCAGCUCCCUCAGAUCUGCUCCAUCUGCAGCCACAGCUUCCCCACUCCCUCCGAGCUGCACGAGCACAGGAAGUCUCACGUCACCGCCAAACGCUACAUCUGCCAGCAGUGCGGCGAGGGCUUCGACUCCCUGCUCGCGCGCUCCCAGCACCGGCAGAUGCAUCAAGUGAAGAGUCAAUUUAAGUGUCCACACUGCGAGAAGACGUACACCCGGAGAUCUGACGUGAAGAGACAUCUAUCCACCCACACUGGGGAACGACCUUACCAGUGUAGCCAGUGCAGCAAACGGUUCUCGCUCCGCUUUAUGCUCAUGAAACACCUCCGGGUUCACACAGGUGAGCGGCCGUUCCAGUGCUCCCACUGCCCCAAGAGGUUCACCCUGGUGUCGGUGCUGGCCAGACACGAGAGGAUGCACACCGGGGAGAAACCGUUCCUCUGCUCUCAGUGUGGGAAGGGCUUUUUAUCGCAGGGGGAGCUUUCAAAACAUCACAGGUCCCAUGUGGACGACAGGCCCUACUCCUGCCCUCAGUGUGACAAGCGUUUCAAGAGCAAGAAAACCCAGCAGGAACACAUCGUCUCGCACACCGGCGCCCGCCCGUACCCCUGCACCUACUGCGGGAAGGGCUUCACCAAACCGUACGCGCUCACCAGACACAAUCUCAUCCACACGGGAGAGCGGCCGUUCCCCUGUGGACACUGCGAGAAGUCCUUCCUCACCCUCAGCGAGGCUCAGCUGCACCAGCGCAUUCACACGGGGGAGAGGCCGUACCCCUGCAACAUCUGCGAGCUCAAGUUCAAGAGCUCGUCAGAGCUGGCGCGACACAAGCGAAGCCAUUCGGGUUUGAAGCCGCUGAAGCCGUACUGCGAGCAGUGCAUGAAGACGUUCCCGUCCAAGGCCAAGCUGAAGAAACACAUGGAGAAACACACAGAAGAGGGAGAAGCCGCACAGUCUGUGGACUCAAGUAAUUAAACAAAUGAUGUAGAUGAUCUCUGUAGUUGAAUAUGUGGCAUUUUUUAAGAUGCUUGAGUUCAGAUAGUUUUGAUCAGGAGAGAAACACUAGUCCACAUCUCUUGACUAUAGGACUGGGGCAGUUACCGCAUGACUGCAAUAUCACGUGCCACUAACGCUGCAAUAACAUCAUCAGCGCCAUCACUGCAUUUUCUUUCUUACUUUUGGCUCGCAACAGUUACAGGGGAAUGGAUAUCAUGGGAUUUGAAAUAUAAUGAAAAUUGUGUAUUUAUCCUUAUCGACUGUCUUCAAGAGUUUAUGGAGAUAAAACAAAAACUUAAAGCGUGAUUCUCGCCAAAAUGAAACGUAGGGUCUUUUUUGUGAAUGUACCAGAGUCAAACUUUUGCACAAUUAGGACGGAAGCGCCACUUUUACGAUUUACCGUAUUUUUGUUAGUCGGUCAAAUGGCAAGGGGCACUACUGUAAUAGCAUCAAAAUCAACAUGUUUAAAACACCAAGAAGGCUCGACACAACAUGAAACUUUGCUCAAAGCAUCCCCAGAGGCUCUACACAUGAACCUGAGCAUUGAGAACAUUGUUUGUGUUCAGUUUACUAAAAAAGGUUUUAACAACUCUAGCUGUUGGUUUUUCCGGUUCGCUGGAGGGGAGAUGGAAAGCUCUAUAAAUGCACGAAUAAUUUGUUGUUAGUAAAAAAACUAUAUUGACCUUGUAGUUGAAAAAGGAGCCUCGUAUGAGAAUGACAUUUCCUCCUAUGGAGUCCGUUCAUUCGCAUUUGGAGAUCUACGCUUUUUGAUAGAGGGAACAACAGCUACAGUCAGUUGUUAAAUCCUUUUUUUUAAUAAACACAAUGUUCUCAAUGCUGGAGUUCAUGUGUAGAGCCCCUGGUGAUACUUAGAGCUAAGUUUUAUGUUGUGUCGAGCCUUCUUGGUGUUUAAAAAGUGUGUAAUUUUUAUAGUAGCGCCCCUAGCACUCCCAUUCAAAAGCCAUUUGUCCCAAAACAAAAAUACAGUAAAUCUUAAAAGUGGCGCUUCCGUUCUAAAUAUGCUUUUAAACAAAGGUUUGACACAGUUACAUUCACUAAAAGACCCUAGGUUGCAUUUUGGCGAGAGUUACGCUUUAAGUUGCUCGUCACUUCAGCUUUGCACAUGAAGAUGGACAGUCCGUUGAGCCGAGGCGGACAUGGACGCGUUUACUAUAGCGUAGCCUAGCAGCUAACGAAGCGUCCUUAUGUUUCAUAGGUUAAUCACGACAAAACAGCACGGUUGAGUUUCAGCCUGCAUGCACGUUUUGUAUGUCUUAACAGAGCGGCUUAUGGUUUAUUUAUAUUAUAUAUUUAUAUUGGUAGAGAGAGCAGAAAGUCAGCGGACUGCCGAGUCACGCUCUAUGGCUGCUAAAGACCGCUGUGCUACGACGCGUCUGCCCUCGGCAUUGUCGGCCAACUUUUUUUUUUCUUUCCUUUUUACUUUAUUUACUCAAUAACGCUUUAUGAACUUUCUGUGGAAUAGAUGAACGCAGAGGAGAGAAAGCAGAGUGGUAUGACAGCAAAACACAAAAGAUUCAGCUCUAACUUACGCUACUCUCGUAAGGGGGUUGCGGUUAACCUUCACACCGUGGUGAUUUGCUGCUUCUUCACCGCGGUAAGAAAGAAUCCAUACCGUCCCAGCCCUACUUGACUAUCCUGACUCUGUUGCAUCCUUCAACCUCUGAGUCAACUACUCUGAAAGUUCCAAACAUUCUGUCUUUAACUUUUCUUUCUCAUCUCCAGUUCUCAAGUUUUCAACAGUUGAAAUUAUGUUUUGAGUCCUAUGCAAUUGUUUGUUUGAAAUGGGAUCCCUAUGACAAGCAGAAGGAGCUAAACUAUUUGACUUCAUAAAGGAUUCCAUUUACUCAAAGCUGGCUGCACUUUGCUUUCCUUCCAGAAGAUGGAGACCUAAUCUCACACUAGUUAUUUAUUAGCUACCAUUGAGUUACUUAUCACCCUCUCUCCCAGGUAAGGGGGAGAAAUCCCAGGGCAGGUCUGAAUUUAGCCCCUCUCUCAGCGGGUAAGCCUGCCUCGUGCUCCCACGCUGGCCCUGGGAGAUGUGAGCCUAACUCCUCCGCAGUUUUCCACCUGACCCCCCAAGAUCCCUGCCCAGUCAUGUGGAGGGCAAACCAGCCCCCAGCGCUCACUCACCACUGUUUCUCCCAUAGGCUCUUCUCACAUAGAAUACAACGGAAAUAUGCUCCG
This is a messenger RNA of Etheostoma spectabile (orangethroat darter), 5323 nucleotides long. RefSeq names its product zinc finger protein 502. Gene Ontology annotation, biological process: regulation of transcription by RNA polymerase II. Lineage: Eukaryota; Metazoa; Chordata; Actinopteri; Perciformes; Percidae. Gene Ontology annotation, molecular function: RNA polymerase II cis-regulatory region sequence-specific DNA binding; DNA-binding transcription repressor activity, RNA polymerase II-specific. The transcript is spliced from 9 exons. Bases 122 to 3097 code for a protein of 991 amino acids. The record is from RefSeq and is a predicted model, not a curated record. Gene Ontology annotation, cellular component: nucleoplasm; nucleus.